Tachysurus vachellii is the source of this 1719-nucleotide messenger RNA. RefSeq names its product H-2 class I histocompatibility antigen, Q9 alpha chain-like. The transcript is spliced from 8 exons. The record is from RefSeq and is a predicted model, not a curated record. Gene Ontology annotation, biological process: immune response. Lineage: Eukaryota; Metazoa; Chordata; Actinopteri; Siluriformes; Bagridae. Bases 104 to 1210 code for a protein of 368 amino acids. Gene Ontology annotation, cellular component: external side of plasma membrane.
GGGUUUAUAAUAAAUCAUAGAAAAGAAACAACCUGCAAACCAAACACUGCGUCUACAGUUCACUCUGUCAUUUCAAGGUGAAUUGUGUGUAAUCUCUGCAGGAAUGGAGCACAGUUGUGUCCUUGUGGAAGUCCUGAUCUUCCUCAUGAUGACUUUUCCUCAGGCAUCUGCAGCCACACACUCUCUGCAGUACAGCUACACUGCACUCACACCAGGACUACAUUUCCCAGAGUUCACUGCUGUUGGUCUGGUGGAUGGAGAACAGUUUGUGUCCUAUGACAGUAACAUGAGGAAGAUGAUCCCAAAGACAGAGUGGAUACAGAAUAUCAGCACUGAUAGUCCAGAUUACUGGAACAGAGAGACACAGGACAUACAGAGUGAUCAGGAGAAAGUCCAUCAGCUCCUGGUUACAGUAAUGAAAGACUUUAAUCACACUGAAGGAGUUCACACACUCCAGAGGAUGUACAGCUGUGAGCUGGAUGAUGACGGCACUGUCAGAGGAUUCGAUCAGUUCGGUUAUGAUGGAGAGGAUUUCAUCAGUCUGGAUCUGAAAACUGGAACCUGGACUGCAGCUAAACCACAAGCUGAGAUCAUCAGGAACCAGUGGAAUAAUGAUACUGGUUUUACUGUGGACCAGAAAAACUACCUGGAGAACGAGUGUAUCAACUGGUUAAAGAAGUUUGUGUCUUACGGCAGAGAGACUCUGGAGAGGAAAGUUCGUCCUGAGGCAUCAGUGUUCCAGGAGUACUAUUUUUCAUCAGAGGUGGUGUGUCACGCUACAGGUUUCUUCCCCAAAGCAGUGAUGAUCUCCUGGAGGAAGGACGGAGAGGAUGUGCAUGAGGACGUGGAGCUCACAGAGACGUUACCCAACCAGGAUGGAAGCUUCCAGAAGAGAAGCAUUCUGAAAGUCACUGAUGAGGAGCUGGAGGAACACAACUACACCUGUGUGAUUCAGCACAGCAGCUUGGAGGAGGAGUUAGUGCUGCCCAUGGACAUAAUCUGGCCUGAAAUCACAUCUUGUUGGUUUGAACCUGAAGAAUAUGGUGAAGUUUUGGAUGGAGGACCAGGUGGAUUAUCACAUGGUGGAAAGAUUGGUAUCAUUAUUGGUGUAGUUGUGGUUCUUGUUGCCAGUGUUACAGGAUUUCUCAUCUGGAAGAAGAGCAAAAUGUCUGACUUGUUCAAACAUGUUCCGCUCAGCUCCAAUGCCUGAGAACUUGGCCCUUCUGCUCGGCUGUGGACGUCGCUCGGCCCUUCUGCUCGGCUGUGGACGUCGCUCGGCCCUUCUGCUCGGCUGUGGACGUCGCUUGGCCCUUCUGCUCGGCUGUGGACGUCGCUUGGCCCUUCUGCUCGGCUGUGGACGACACUCGGCCCUUCUGCUUGGCUGUGGACGUUGGGGUCGUGGUCCCCUCGGAUAUUGUCAUUGAUACGGGAUUGGCUCUUUGGGAGCCGCGCCUUGAGGGGGGGUUACGGUCAGGAACCAGCCCAGACUUUUGGCCAUGUGCGUUUGCUUGUUCUGCGUUCACGUGUCUGCCCCGCCCUUGUCUCUUCCCUCUCACCUCUGCAUACCUGUUCCUUAUGUGUUUAAUAGUCAUGUGUAUUUAGCCAUGCCGCGUUGCCUAUGGCAGCACGGUAUCCUUGUCGUUAUUUGUCACAUCUUUUUCAUGUCCUUGUCCCUGUUUUGUAUUUUUUAAGUUAUUAAACCUGUUCAUUUUUACGCUA